UGACGUAACAAGCCCCACAUAGGCGGGAUUAUGCAGCAGGAUAUUACGCAUGUGGUUCAUCUGCUACACGCCACAGACAGGGAAGUCAGCUGUUUGUGUGGUUUUAAUCGUAAACGUUAAAGAUCGAACGGUGUCAUCAUGUCCAGGGUGCCGAUGGGCAAGGUGUUGCUGCGAAAUGUUAUUCGUCACACAGAUGCCCACAACAAGAUCCAAGAGGAGUCAGAAAUGUGGAAGUUGAGGUGGAUGGAGAAGGGUCCGUCCACCAGCCACAGACCGAUGCCACCAUCUUCAAAUCCAUCCAGGAGUCACAUGCACUGUGAUCGCGUGGAGGAUGGGUCUGUAGAUAGACUGGGAGACCGGCUGCGGAGAAGAGAACGCAGCUCUGGCCAGGACGAGAGGGAGGCACGCUACUGGACCAAAGAACUCUAUGACUUCGAAGCCAAUGAUCCAGACAGAUGGGGACACAGCGGUUUUAAGGAGCUAUACCCAGAGGAGUUUAAAAGUGACUGGGAAAGAGACCGUGGGGAUGAUCAGAAUGGGCAUUGCGGAAAGAAAAAGACAGCCAAAUCAAAACAUCUGAAGAAGUCCUCCAAGAAGAAAAAGAAGAAGAAGAAGAAAGAGGAAAAUAGGACGGGUGAGUCAGAUGGUGAGUCCAGCAGCGACAGUGUCAAACAGAAGAGGAAAAGCAACAAGAGCAAACAUAAGAGGAAAAAGAGUGAGAGAGAGGAGGAGAGCAGUUCAGAGGAGAGAGGGAGAAGGAGGAAACGACACAUGGACUCCCACAGAGACUCAGGACCAGAGUCACACAAGAAGAGGAAAAACUGGAAAGCAGGAGCGGACAAAUCAGAGGACAGUUCUGAGGAUUGAACCUUUUUCCAUUGGCAGCCAGUAACCUGUAACUUCAUACUGCUCCCUUUCAGUUGCCUGUCUCAAAGCUUUCAGUUACACCCCACUUCCACUUGAGUUCAAUGUUUCCCACUAGAUUUCUUGUGAACAUGGCCAUCACCAUAGCUAGAUAAGUUUGUGAUUUAUCCAAUGACAAGACAACUGAGGAAUUGGCUAAAGUACAAAUACAACUUUUGAACAGACCUACUGGCAGGGGAAAGCAUAUUGUUCUUCGCUUUACACCUUUCCUCUGCAAUACUCUUUUGUGUUGUACUUCUUUCUGUGUACUGCUGAGCACAAACCUGUGUUCUCCUCCCUUUGGGCAUUCUUCACAGUAAUACCUCACCUCUUCUGUUACUGGUUCUGCUCCGGCUGCAGUGCUCAGAUAGUGAGCUGACACUGCACAAAUAUGGACUCAGAAAAGCCACCUCAUGACAAACUGACUGUAGAGCCAUGUCUCAUAGUUAGUGUCCAGGCUUUACUUUAGCUGUUAUAUUAUGGAAAAUUUUCAUUUUAUGCAGAUUUCCCGACCAAUUAUGACAAUCUCUUCUGCUUUUUUUUAUUCAGUAUUUAUUUUUUAAAACUUUUGUAAUUUAUGGUAGUCAGGAUUUCAUGGAAUGUCAGGACAACAUUGAAAAUAAAAUGCAUAUUUGUUUGUAAAAAUGUACUCUGGUUAUCACACCACACAUUUAGACAUAUCACAUAUCUCAUGUAUGCUUUUGAAUACAGGAUAUCUACAUGACUAUCAUUCACUAUUCUCAGUAGGCCUAUAGCCGUUCUAUUCCAUGACCAUGUAUAUUACUCUUUAUGCAUCCAAUUCUACAUUAAAUAUUGCUUCCAUAUG
Oncorhynchus mykiss (rainbow trout) is the source of this 1729-nucleotide messenger RNA. It is a transcript of the gene nkapd1, whose product is annotated as NKAP domain containing 1. NCBI's taxonomy places the organism in Eukaryota, Metazoa, Chordata, Actinopteri, Salmoniformes, Salmonidae. The record is from RefSeq and is a predicted model, not a curated record.